UGGCAACAGUGAUGGCAGAGACGUAAACAAGACCCGAGGAAGGAGAGGAGGAACGGCACCCACUUCCCUCAUUUCACUCACUUUACUCACCUCACUCGGCUCUCACUCGGCGCCCCUUCUGCCCAGCGCUCGGCCUGACUCAGCUGUGGACUCGGCGGCGGGGUAUUCCUGCAGACGCUUCAUUUAUGAUGACUUUGUAUGAUGUCCUUGGUGUUAGCCAAGAUGCUAGUGAGACUGAGAUUCGCCAGCAGUAUCAGGAAUUGGCAAGGCAAUAUCACCCAGAUAAGUCUGCAGUUGAAGGUGCCAAGGAAAAAUUUGUGCAGGUGACGGAAGCAUGGCAUGUGCUUGGAGAUUCUCAGAAGAGACGUGAAUAUGAUGAUCAGCUUAAGAGAGAAAAGUUGUAUCAAGAAUUUCCAGUGAGUGAAGAACUAUUCUUAGAGGACCUUGAACGUGACCGUGAGGAGGGUGUCUACUUGCACCAUUGCAGGUGUGGGGGACACUACACACUGGCUGCGCAGGAUGCUAGAAAUUCAACAGAGAAGGAAGUAGUUGUAGCCUGUGACAACUGCUCCUUAAGUAUUCUUGUCUUACUCAAUUGCGACGAAAAUACUUGAUAGAGGAAGAAUUAAUGGUGUCAUAAUACGAAGCUGUUUCUUCUCACCUCUUCACGCUUCUUGUCUGAUAUCAAAGUGAAAUCAAAGGUGCAUCAUUAGGCACAGUUUUGCAGUUGUGUGCGUGUUGUUGGAGAUCUGGCCAGUCUUUGUAGAUUUUCCAGAACGAAUUCCUUGUUCACCUCAUAGCUAGCUCGUUAGAAAUCAACAUUAUCAUAUAUUUUAGGUUUGCUUUCAUUCUUUUACAAGUCAUCCUGUACUGUUGUAGGCUUGAAUAGGUAUUUGGUGUACAGCUUGCUUGUCUCCUUGGGCACAGGAUUAGCUGCUCCUCUUUUAGUAGUGUUCACUGAAUUAAUCAUUUAUAUACUUCACAAUGAUUUUGAUAGGUGCAGUUUUUUGUUUUUUUUCUCAUCAGCUAAUGGAAGGACUUGUACAUCUAAAGCUGUUACUUGAAAAAUUGUGUUGUAAGUAUGAAUAGCUCAAUCAGUAAAUUAAAUGUAUAAUUUUCAAAGUUACAUAUUUACUGCAUGAAGUAUAGUAAGUUAUAGAAGCAUUUUAGAAAUAUACCUUGGUGUUUGUAACUUCAUUAUUGUUCCUGUGAUAUUUAGUUUGCAGAAGAAAACUAGAGGAAAUAUUUACUAGAUAAAAAAAAUAUUAUAUUGCCAUUAUGUGGCUCUUAAUACCUUUCAUGAUUUUGCAUUUGUAAUCGAAAACUGGAACUCAGUUGAUACAACAUUAUAAUUUCAAAAUCAGAAAUGAGGUAUGCAACCUCAGUUGAAAGGUCUAUUUCUAUACUAUCUCACAUGCCUUGGUAAUUCAAUCAUCAUUACCUUAUAUAGUUCUCUAUAAAAUUUAAACAUGCAAGUAUGAUAAAAAGACAAUUGAGACAAAUAAAAAUCAAGCUACAGCAUUAGAUUUUGGAAUUUCAUAGAUGAUAAAUUAUACUACUAAAAGAGAGUUGUUAACAUUUUAUAGGUAAUUAUAUGAUAAGCAUAAUGGAGACAGAGGUUAAAUGUCAUUCAUUCAACAGAGCCAAGUCCUUGCAUGUGUUUCUGUAUUUGGUUCUGGUCUUGGCACCUUGAGCACAAUCUGUAAAUUGAAAGUUUGGCAGAACAUGAAGAUGCAAAGGAAAAUGAAAGCAGAGUUCCUUAGCAGUACAGUUUCUGACCAUAAGGCUAUGCAAACAUCUAAUUAUUAAGACAAUAGAACAGGCAGUGUACAAUCUGGAUGAAAUGUUUGUGCCUUUCCAGAAAAAGUACUACUAUCUGACAAAUGUAAUGUGUAUUUGUACCUAAAUGAAGAGAAAAUUCUCCUUAAAUCAGCAGGUUUGUGUGAAUUGAUGUAAUGAGAAGCGAAUAGUAUUGCUAUGCAUAGUUUGUUUUCAAAAUUUUGAAGAAGGGUCCACAUCUGUAAAUAUGAAUAUCACUUAUAGAUAUACAUUACACAUUAUUGAAAAUAGAUUGCUAUGCUAAAGUUACCGAGACAAAAGAUUUCACAUUUAUUUCAGUUAUUCAUUAACAUUGCUUAAUCUUUAACAUAUUUACCAGACAAAUUUGAUAAUAUUUAUAAUUGCAUUUGUAGGAAAAUGUAAGUAAAAGUUUAGGUUGAGAUCUAGAUUUUUAAGUACCAUAAUGUAAAUAAAGUAAAUAAUUUCCAGUUUUAUGAUUA
Messenger RNA from Penaeus monodon (black tiger shrimp), 2279 nucleotides. RefSeq names its product dnaJ homolog subfamily C member 24-like. The coding region runs from base 186 to 614 and encodes 142 amino acids. Gene Ontology annotation, biological process: positive regulation of ATP-dependent activity. Lineage: Eukaryota; Metazoa; Arthropoda; Malacostraca; Decapoda; Penaeidae. The record is from RefSeq and is a predicted model, not a curated record. The transcript has 3 exons. Gene Ontology annotation, molecular function: ATPase activator activity; ferrous iron binding.